AGUAGAAAAAGGGUACCAAAUCUUCUGUUAGCUCGUCCUUACCGAAACAAACAGACUUUCAUUAGUUUCCUACUACACAAAUGGCUUCAUUGUCUUUACUUGCCUAAAAACCAAUCUCAGAGUUUUAUAGAGCAUACGUUUUCGUCCAAGGGAUCUCUGAUGCCAUUUUCUGAUUAUUUUUUACUUCAUUUGCUGAAAGAUCAGAGCCAUAAAAAGCUCAAACAAAACGAAACCUUUUUCUUGUUGCUCUGCUUCUCUGGUUCAUAAAGUUUGUCUCUUUUCUCUCAAGCGGAUCUAGAUUCUGUUUUUUGGUAGAUAUAUAUGAGCAAAAUGGACCCGGAAAGUUGUUUGAGAUCGAUCAGUGUUUGUGAAAGUUCGAGUGGAUCUGCUGUGCUUGUCAAGGGUGAAACAAGUGACUCUGUCUCAAAACAUGUGUUGGUUGAACAACAAGCGGAAGAACAAAACGAGACUAAUAAACUGCAACAACAAGGAAAAGAAAACGGUUCAAGAACGGGCAAAGAUGAGUGCUGUAACGUUUCAGCACAUGUUGUUCAUGAUGAGGUAGAAAAGGAUACUUCAACACAUGUUUCAGGUUGUAUUACAGGAGAGAGUGAUGCUUCAACAAAGGCAAAGGAGGAGUUGUUCCACGUGGUUGACUUGAGUAGUUGUGGUGGAGAAAGUGAUGAUGGGCAAAGUAGCUGCAGAAUCUGUCAUUUUGGGUCUGAUCAAACACCUGAUAUAGUUUCUGGUAAGACGACAGUAAGCCUGGAGUUGAUUGAGAUUGGUUGCAAAUGCAAAAACGAGCUUGGCCUUGCCCAUUUUCACUGCGCAGAAGCUUGGUUCAAGCUAAGAGGAAACAGUGUGUGUGAGAUCUGCGGUUGCACAGCAAAGAAUGUUACAGUUAGCUUGACAGAGGAGGAGGAGUGGAGCGAAGCAAUAAUAGACACAAGAUUGGAUGAGAGAAGGCGUUCAAGUAGACAAUCUUGCUGCAUUCUUCUUGUUAUUAUGCUCACUAUCAUUCUGCUUCAUUGGUUUUUCAAAAAGCUUAAUCCUCACUAGACUCACUCCCUACAAAAAAAAAAAAGAA
This is a messenger RNA of Raphanus sativus (radish), 1087 nucleotides long. RefSeq lists its product as uncharacterized. Bases 322 to 1059 code for a protein of 245 amino acids. The record is from RefSeq and is a predicted model, not a curated record. The transcript has 3 exons. Lineage: Eukaryota; Viridiplantae; Streptophyta; Magnoliopsida; Brassicales; Brassicaceae. Gene Ontology annotation, molecular function: zinc ion binding.